UCUCAGAUCAAACAUUGCUUGGCCUCGCUCUUUGUUUAACCUGCUUCAGCUGGUCAUUCUCCUUUGACCUCCAUGGCCUUCCCACCCCCUUUCCCCUUGUUUUGGCUCUGGCUGAGUAGAAGGAACACUCUUACUGACUGGGAUGAACUUUGCCAAAAGCAAGCAAACCAGCCAUUUGCUCGCCCUGCCUUAAGAGGAGAGAAAGCCCCAGGAAGGAGGAGGAAGAUGCAGCUCCCAGUACUACUUCUCAUCUGUACAUUGCCUGCUGUAACUCCACAACACCAUUUAGUGAAGGAUGUGUGUACUGCCAAGCCAAAGGAUAUCCCUGUCAACCCUAUUUGUAUCUACCGCAACCCAGAUAAGAAGGCCCAGGAGGCUGCAGCCUCUGGGCCGAUUCCAGAGAACAUUCCCAGCUCUACCAACCCACGGGUCUGGGAGUUGUCCAAGGCCAAUUCUCGCUUUGCUGCCCUCUUCUACAAGAACCUGACCACCUCCAGGAAUGCCAAGGAGAACAUCUUCUUGUCACCCCUCAGCAUCUCCACAGCCUUUGCCAUGACUAAGCUGGGGGCCUGUGGCAACACCCUCCAGCAGCUAAUGGAGGUUUUUCAAUUUGACACCAUUUCAGAAAAGACAUCGGAUCAGGUCCACUUCUUCUUUGCCAAACUUAACUGCCGACUUUACAAGAAAGCCAACAAAUCAUCAGAGUUGGUGUCGGCCAACCGCCUCUUUGGGGAGAAGUCCUUCAGCUUCAACGAAACCUAUCAGAAUGUUAGUGAGGUGGUUUAUGGAGCUAAACUCUGGCCUUUGAACUUCAAAGAGAAGCCAGAAUUAUCUAGGGCACUCAUUAAUGAUUGGGUGGCAAACAAAACAGAGAAGCUCAUCAAUAACGUGAUCCCAGAAGGAGGCAUUGAUGCCCUCACCAGUUUGGUACUGGUCAACACUAUUUACUUUAAGGGCCACUGGAAAUCCAAGUUCCAGCUCGAAAAUACAAAGGUGGAGACCUUUUACAGAAGUGCUUCUGAGCCUUGCUCUGUGCCUACAAUGUAUCAGGAAGCGACAUUCAAGUAUGCCUCUUUUGCAAGCUCCAAAGUACAGGUCCUGGAGCUGCCCUACAAAGGAGAUGACAUCACCAUGGUCCUCAUCCUGCCCUUUGCACAGACCUCCCUGGCACAAGUGGAACAGGGGCUGACAGCCGAGAAGCUGGAAGGCUGGCUGAAUGUCCUGAGAGAGGUCUCCAUCUCAGUGCAUCUGCCCCGCUUCCGUAUGGAGGACAGUUUCAGCCUGAAGGAGAAGCUGGAACAGAUGGGGCUGACUGAUCUCUUCAGACCGGAACUUGCCAAUCUGCCAGGUAUAAUUUCAGGUGUCCGGAGGGAUGUUUUUGUAUCUGAAGCAUUCCACAAAGCUUCCCUAGAGGUGAAUGAAGAAGGCAGUGAGGCAGCUGCCGCCACAGCAGUCAUGAUCGCAGGCCGUUCAUUUCCUUUGAACAAACUUGUCUUCAAUGCUAACAGACCUUUCUUGGUGCUCAUACGGGAAGUUGCCAUCAAUGCCAUUCUCUUCCUGGGCAGAGUAGCCAAUCCCUGCUCUUAACACUUCAGGUUGUUUUUCAGUGGUCCUCCUCCUGUUUUGAAACAGCUAAUAAAAAGGUAUUAUUGCUGUAUCUCUCAAAUGACAUGUUCUCAAAUUACAACUAAACCCAUUCUUACUCAACUGUGCAUAUUGACUCUGAAAUGCCUUCAUCAUCAUUAUUCUUUUUAAAAAUUAUUAUUAAAUUUGUUGACCACGGGGCAGUUCACGACAUAAAAUUACAAUAUAAAAACACAAAUACAUAAUAAAAACAAAAGCAAAGACAAACCAAAAAUUCCUCCUUCCACAACAGGAAGACCUCCAGGACAAUUUGCAGAGGCCUUGGGCACUACUGUAUCUGCCUGCGUAUUGUGUGUGUUCCCUCUUUCAUGUCUUUCUCUUUCCAUCUGUCAUUCCUGCCUAGCAGCAUCUUCUUUUUCUUUGAAAAUCUGAAUCUUGGAAGAAUAAAUUGAAGCUUCUCACAAUUUACUACACACACCUGCCUCUUCAGCUAUGUUUAGAGACAGUAGUUUAUUAACUGGUGGUACCUUAAUUUAACCUUUAAGAUGGCAGAUGUUUGAAGAGGCUAGCUGCACUGCAAGAGAGAUGUAUUGUGGAGUGAUCCCUCCCCCCGCCGCUCUGUGAAUAACAUGGUUACUCUAUUCCAGGAAGAGCGUGCGAGCUCUUUGGAAGUCAUUCCCAAAUGAUGACAGCUUUACCGAAUAAAUAGUUGGCUAUGCAAAUUGGAAUUCUAACUUGUUGACUUUGAUUAAUAAAACGAAGGCCCCAAGUCCCAUUAAUGGAGGUUGAUCACAGAUACAAGCUAUAGCAAAUGGGCUAUCAAAACAAAAACACCCUGCCCGCCCCAUGAUGUAUAUAGCAAUCUGUGCAUUUAUUUCCACUUAAGAACAGCGGAAGCAUUGAAGAUCAUUGGAAGAGCACACAAGAUUCUACUUGCACCUUGAACUGAAAUGAUUCUAUGCAUAUUGACUCAGAAGUGAUAAUCCUUUAGUUCCAUGUACUUUGCAUCCUUGUAAUUGUGCAUAGGGUGCAGCUUUACAGCGCUUCUUUAGCAGUUGCCAUCUUAGCAACAUUUUUGAAUUGCUGAAGAAGAUGGCUGCUAUCUUAGUUGUUCAUUUAAGUCCAUGUUGUGGCUUUUGGAAGAGCCUUUGCCACAGAAGCGAAUGGUAUUAUAGGGUUGCAAUCCACUGGCAAUGGCAAAACCAGGAAGCCUAGGUUGUACAACUUGUGACCCGAGAAAGCAAACACCACUCAUAUUUUGCUUUGUGCUUGACAACUUUCCUGGUGGACCGCUGUACAUAGCUGCCUUUGGGUUGGUGACAGAAUGAUUCAGGGCAUGAGGCAUGUAUGAAGCUACCAUUGUGAAAGCUGAAUAUACUGAAGAACCAGAGUGAUUUAUUGUCCACAAAGACCAGUGAGGGGCUCUAAUAAAUUGAAAAAAACUAGGGAAAACUGACUUUGUGUGAGUAGUGAACCUUAGUUUGGGGUGUAUGGGUUGUAUGGGGAGGGCACUACCUCUGGUAUGCCCCUUCUGGGCUAGUCUGCACACCUUUGGUUCCCACCUUGCACUCAGUUCUCACCUGUGGUGCCCACAAGCUGUCAGGAUGCAACAGCAGCCACAGCCUGAGAAUGGCUUUGACUGACAGACUUAACCAGAUGAGGGUGGCUGAUGGGUCUUAAACCUUGGUGAAUUAAGGUCGCCCCUGCAUGCGAAGACAGGCUCCAGCAGAUUGGGUGGAUGAAACCAAGAGGGGGUCCAACGGUCAAGAAUGCAGUUCCUGCAUGUGCUGUAAAGGGAAGUGAGGGGCAGACAGGACUCAUCAGUCCGGGAAGGUAGUCCAUCUAGAGAAGGAAAACUUUUAUCCUCAAUCUCCACUGCCUUGCAGGACAUCUUUGGGAGAAGAAAAGGCUAAGGAGUAAACCCUGCACAAAUCUGGAAUGGAGUCCCUAAGAUGGUUGGAUGGCGCCUUGUAUGGCUGCCUUCUGGCAACUCCUGCAGCCAAGCUGGUGCCAAAUGUAUUGCUCUGCUUUCUUUUGGGCCACAUCGGUGAGGCUGAUCUUGUCAUUUGGGCAGCUCAGGACCUCCAUACACACUGCCCAGGCUUGUGCACCGAGGAGGUCACUUCAGUGCUGCUAACAUACCGGUUUGACUUCCCCCUGGAGGUGCACUCCAUUGUCUCACAAGACAGAUGGGUGGCAACAAAAAACCUUACUUUGGGGACUGUUAAAUGGAAGAGGUGGUACAUAGGACUGUGGACAGUCAAACAAAAGACAGUGCACUCCAUUUAUGAGUAUUAAACCAUUUAAUUCUCAAACCACUCACAUGCAUAACAUUUCUUUUACACAGUGUUAAAGAGGAAAAUGCAUUUGUUUUAAAAUACAAACAGAAUUUCAAGUAUACAUUUAUAGAAUUUUUCAGAGUCCUAACCCAGUUUCUAAGUUUCCAUUCACAUUGUUUUUAAAGCUGUUCAACGAGAGCUUUUAGUUCAUUUAUUUUUGCUAAACUGCUUUAAAUAAGUUUGUACAAGUCUUUAUCUUCACUGUUGUUUUACUCUCCCCACCACCACCACCACCACCAAAAGACACACUCACAGAAUAAUGACCAUAUCACCUCUCUUUUGUUUUCUUCCUCACUGGGAGAAUAAAAGAUGCACCAAAUGUGGGUUUGGGAAAAUGCUAAUAAAAAAUAAAUUGACAAUGAUUGAUAGCAGAACAGCCCAAACAACUGGAUCACAUUUCAGCCUGUUGGAGAAGUGAAGUAUGAAUUCUGUUGCAAUGCAAUGCAAUGCAACCAAAAGAGAGCAGUUCAAGAACUGCAAGAGAUAUCUUGUUUCAGAUUCAUAGAGCAAUAGUUUUAAAGGGUCUGCGAGGUGGUGGUUGAUUAGUUUUAAAAGGGGGGAAGGGACACAUGAUUAGGAUAUUUCUGUAAUAAGAGAAGAGUUAUAUAUUUAAAACUUUAGGAGUGGGGUGCAACAGAAAAAUCAAAUUGGCUAAUUCACCAGUGGCAGUGAUCCAUUCUGAGCCGCAGUUUGCUCAAGAUUCCCACACAUCCCACCAAAAGCCAGACCACAGAAAGUGGGCAAGGGUAUCCCCUGCACUGUGCAACUCAGACAGAUAUCCCGUUGGCGCUCUCAUUCGUGUUGUGGCAACAUGCACAACACAUAGCUAUAAUGCAUGAGUUCAAGGUAGCAGCACAGCAUCCCAAAGCACCUGUGCUUUACAGGCGCUCUCCUUUAGCAUGGGUGGCAUUCAAGAGGGUGGCACCCUAGCCCAUAACAUCCAAUGCAGGGCCAGCUUUCAGUCUGUCUCAGCAAGAAUCCACCCAAGAACAGAUCAUUGAGGCAGACGUUCAGGAAG
Molecule: messenger RNA, 4941 nt
Organism: Zootoca vivipara (common lizard)
Lineage: Eukaryota; Metazoa; Chordata; Lepidosauria; Squamata; Lacertidae
Gene: SERPINC1
Product: serpin family C member 1
Molecular function (GO): serine-type endopeptidase inhibitor activity
Source: RefSeq, a predicted model, not a curated record